GAGUAGUUUUCAGCGAAAAUCGUCGAAAAUAUAACGAACUCGGCGAAAUCCUGUACAGACGGUUAACGCUGUGUUCCUUUCUCUUUUCUUAAUAGUCGUUUUACAUUACAUUACAUCGAAUCCUGGACUUUUUAAUCCGAUAUUUCUUUCCUACGAAGACUCCUGUCCAUUUUUUAUGUAAAGUCUCCUGUCUUUCGUGUGAACAGUCUUGUCCUCUCGUCUCCUCUUCUCUUUCGGACGAACCGUCUUAUUUACGGGAAGACCCGUUAUUCAUUUAGAUCGAUAAUUCUUUAUUUUUUCCUGCUCAUUGUUUUUUUUCCCGAAGACUCAAGAGUCUGAAGCGCCGCCGCCGCCGCGCGAGCUGCCUAUUCCAGCGGCCCGGUAAGGUCACGGCUUCUUCGUCGCUCCGAUCGUUUUUUGUUUUUUUUUGAUUCAGCGUCUCUCCGUCUCUUCGCUUUCCCACGUCCUUGCCAGCUUUCGUCUGCGCGUUCAGUCUGCUGGUGCACUUUUUUUGGCGGAAGGAUUCCCGGGUUUGAGGGAAACUCCCCGAGCACAAGCAUGCGUUAGCGUUAGCGUUAACGCUGGAUGUCGGGUUUUAUUUUCUAGCAUCGUACAAAGCGAGAGCGAGAGAAUAGUUUCAGUGCUCGACAGCGCAACCUCCCAACACCUCGUGGUUCCUGCAAGCUCAACCACGUGCGCGCACACACACACACACACACACACACACGCACACACACGCACACACACGCUGACUCGUAUGACGUUUCUGGAGUUCCCACGCUGCGUAACAACUGCUGCGUCACCAAACCGCUUUUUUUUUUUUCUCUCCCCGCUCUCCAAGGCUGCCUUCUCAUAGUGCUCAUAAUGCGCCAUCUUCAACCUCUCUCUCUCUCUCUCUCUCUCUCUCUCUGUCUCUCUCUUUCGUUCUUUUUCUCCUUCCUGUGUCUUCGUGACUUUUAUCUCCCCUCUUGGUUCUCAUGCUUUCUGUUCUGCUUCACUGUGGUCAUGACUGAAGUGCGCUCUGAUUUAACACGUAGCGGAUGAGCGUGUCUGUUGGUCUGGUGCUUGUUCUGCACACCGUUCUGUCGCUGCUCUGCUGCGUACGGUAGAAACGUUAAGUCGGUCCGUCCUCGGAUCUAGAGGUCCGGGUCGCCGUUCGCGUUCGCGUUCGAGAUCCAGGAUACCUGUCGCUGUCGUUAGAAGACCGUACGCUUGGAACUCGUACCCGACGAGCCUUUGUUUUUAAAAUGGUGCCCGUGCUCCGAGUUAUAUAACUACCCUGGUUUAUUACUCGAGGCUGAGCAAACCUUGCCCUGGAUUUAGACCCAAACACGCGGCUUGAGGUCAUGUGACGAGCCGUUUUAGUAGAUGAUUGACAAAGUAUUGAUCGUGCGAGGUCAGCUGACUCGAAUUUCCAAAUGGGGACGAUUCAGCAGUGUUGUUUAUCUUCGGAUCGGCGCGUGAGGUUAUUAUAAGCGGCGAAAGGUAACGCAAAAUAGAAUCGUAAUCACGUGAGGUCUGUGUGCGUCCACCGUUUUGGUGUAAUGAGGAAUGUCAGCUGCACUGCGCUGUGCAUUUCUGACUUUCACUGGUUAUCCUGCAUUCCAGGCCGACUACGUGUGUGUGUGUGUGUGUGUGUGUGUGUGUGUGUGUGUGUGUGCGCACAAGAGUUCAGCGCAGUCCAGUCCGGCUGUUGCAAACCGCCGAGACACAGAUGGUCGCUGGUGAUAGCACAUACCAGAGGCAUUGUUUAGGACAAGCAAGCCAGAGGAGAUAAUUGACAGCCUGAGAGAGAGAGCGAGAGAGAGAGAUAGAGAGAGAGAGAGAGAGAGAGAGAGUCCCAUCCCCCAGCAUAGGCUCACAGCCGCACAGUGUGUGUACACACACACAUACACAUUGUGCAGAGCACGUGCCCCCCCCUUCUCCUUUCCCUUCACCCAACCCCCUUCUUCUUGUCCAUCCUUCUUUCUCUCUCUUAUUCUCUUUCCCAUUCUCUCUCCAUGUCGCUCACCCGUUUCCCCUCCUCCAUGUCUGUGGUUCACCCUAGCAGCAGAGUCGACACCAGGCUCCGAUUGGUGGCUCGACUCUUUCGUGCAUGACGUAGUCAAGCGUGUAGGAGCGUAUGAGUGUGCUCGUGUGAGUGUGUGUGUGUGUGUAGGUGGGGAGGGGGGGGCAUUCACAUCGGUUAGCUAAAGAGAGACAGAAGGAAAGGGAAAAGAGAGAGAGAGAGAGAGAGAGAGUGGGAGGGGUAGUGUGUGUAUAUCUGUGUAUUACUGUGUCUGUGUCUCUGUGGGUGUGUGUGUGUGUGUGAUUGCGUGCGUGCGAGAGCGCGCGCGUGUGUGUGUGUGUGUGUGUGUGUGUGUGUGUGCGUGUGUAGAGUGCAGUGCCGAUAGUGAUCACAUGGGCUUUAAAUAAAACCCUCCUGUGUGUAUGUGCUCGACUCGACCCGCAAAGGGGAGGAAGUGAGAGAGAGUGAGAGAGAGAGAGUAGAGAGACAGAGAGAGACGGAGAGAAAGAAAGAGAGAGAGAGAGGGAGAGAGAAAGAACGAGGGAAGGAGAGAGAAUGGACGAGUGAACACAGGAACAAAAAUUGAAGAAAAAAAAAAAAAAGAAGCACAAGAUGGCUUCCUGAAUGGACAGAAAAAGAGAGUGACAGAGGAAAAAUAAGAACGAGAGACGAGCAGAAAGACACACACACAUACACACAGAGAGAGAGAGAGAGAGAGAGAGAGAGAGAGAGAUAGUUGAGAGGCUUUUGAUGGGGAUACGACUAGCUGGUGGUGAGAAGAAAGCAGCAGCAGGACUGAGAGGGCGGACCGUUUUGACGACGGUAUAAGAGUGCACGCCUCAACCCCCAACCUGGCCACGGAGACUGUUUCAGUGGUGGGUUCAGUGGAUGGCCCCAGCAGAAGUGGCCAGAUGGAAAUUGACCAUGGAUGCCUGGAGAAAGGCGUGUUGAACCAGGAGCUGUCCAAUGGGCUGAGUCGGCAUGGAGAAGAAACAAAUGGUCUUGAAGGUGGAGCUUUGGCAAAGCUUAGCCACCAGCACCAUGAAACAUUAACAUGUCUUCCCCAGACACAGGGAUGGGGGCCGGGGAAUCAGAAAGGAGACUACCCCCAGCAGAAUGAGGCAGGCUGGAGUGACCAGAACACAAGUAGCUUGGGGAACAGUGUAGACAUGGAGAAUGCUAGAACUCUGGUGGCCUUCUCAGCUAGUGCAGGUUCCCUACCCCCUUGCAGUGUUCCUCAAUCUUCUCAUAACCCUAAUACGCAGCUGUAUGAGAAAUUCAACCAAGAAAUGGCUAGCCGAGGGAAUGGGGAUAAGCAAAAAACAUGGAGUGGUGAUGAUCAGCACUGCACUUCAGAGGAUCUUAACACCCUCCAGAUGGCUUUAAAUCAAGCCCGUCAUGGUCACAAGCCACCAAACUGUGACUGUGAAGGACCUGACUGUCCUGAUUACCUUGAGUGGCUGGAGAAGAAGAUUAAAAUGGCAGGCAAUGCCCAGGAAAAGGGUCUUUGCAAGUUAUCAGGUGCUUCUCAGACAGAGCAACAACACUAUCAGUCUCAGCCACAACCUCAAUCCAAUGGUGCAAACAACUCUUGUGGAUCAGAACCACAGUCACAGAACCCUGUUAACCAGCCUCCAGUCCCAAGACCUUAUGGCCCCCUACCACCUAUUCCCUGUUCUCCUAGUGUGCUGUCCAUCGCUAAAGAGAGAAAUGUCAGCCUACAGACAGCUAUUGCCAUUGAGGCACUGACCCAACUAUCCGGCACUGGUGGGCCUGUGGGCGAUUCAACAUUUGGAAACUCCAACCACCAUGCUUCACCUCAGCCCCCCUCUCAAACUCAAGAUGGUCUGCGAUUGAUUUCUUCAUCACCUGGGUCCCUUUCGUCAUCAUCAUCUGCUUCCAGUAUAUCCCAAAAUAACGCCUCUGGUCAUUUCCCUCAGCAGAACUCUGCUUCGUGGGAGCAACACAGGCCUGAGUCACAGGGUCCUGCUCAUCACUCCUCCCAAUACAGGUCAUCCAACUCCCCCUUUUCAACCUCACACCCAUCCACCCCUAGUCCAUCGCCCCACCAGUGGCAGCAGAACACUGGAGCAAGCUGUGAGAAAAGCUCUCCUAGGAAUCCAUGGAUGUUGAAUUCUGAAACUCAGGCUUGUUUUCCACACCCAUCCCAUGGCAGCAGUGACCCAAUGUCUGAACUGAAACAGCUUCUGGGAGACAGCAGUGGAAAGUACAUUAGUACUACCUUCAAGUUUCCUGCCCCACCUCAAAAUUUGAAGGACAACCACCCGGUGAUGCCUCAUGUCAAACAGGAGGUCAACAAUGGGGACUACCCAGGUGAGAUGGGUGCAGCAAUGGGCCAGUAUAGGAUGAUAAAUAGUCAGCAGCAGUUUCAAGGCCAGCAGAUUUCUCAGUCUAUUAGGUACUCAACUCAGGCAGCACUGCAACAGCACCUUCAUCAUAAACGUAACCUCUUUUCUGGUCCUCAACCUUUUGAUCUGCGAGCAUCGAUGACGUGCCAGACUCUCCGCAAAUGGUGGCCACAGUCUACACCAGAGAGUGCUCAAAACAUCAAACAGGAACCCAGGGAACCCAAGAAGAAAAAGAACACACAGAGUUCUCCUCUCCUCAAACAGCCUGUGGGUGGACUGCUUGGUUCAUUGGGCCCACCUCUUCCUAAACCUAAACAGAUCGUUAUUAAAAAGCCCAAGCAAAAGGCUUCUCAGCCUACCUUUCUCCCACAGAGUCAGAUCACAAUCCAGAAAUCAGGCGUGUCAGUGAGUAUACCAUCCCCAUCCCAACUUACCCCAUUUCUACCUGUCAUGGAGGCUGCACUUCCUCCCUGUCUACCCCCAUAUAACUCCUCUCAGGUGGUAGCAAGCCAAGCAACUCCAGCCCAAUCUCAGGAAUCAAGUUUGAACAGCAGUACUAUCCCCAUCUCUGGAAUCACCCCCCUAGCUUCUAGCCCUCUUGAUGUCCCUGUGCCCCCUGCCGAGGAUGGACUGACUAGCUCAGACCCCACCACUGUAGCUGAGGGUGCCCUUGCCACCACUUCCCCGAGUCAGACAACCACAUCUCAGUCCACUCCACCUCUAUGUGGUCUCAAUUCCCUGGAUCCAAAAUUCGAGGAGCUGAUUCGUCAGUUUGAGGAAGAAUUCGGGGACACAUCUGCCCCUGUCACAGAUGCUCCAGAUCAGGGCCUUGCUCCUUGUGUUGUAACUGAGUCACACCCAAAUUCUAACUCAGGACAAGCCAGACCCCAGUCGCCAUCCAUAGAAAAAUUCAACAACCUUCCUGUCCCAACAACCGAGCCUGAACCCAGCCCGAAGCGGGCUGAGGGAGAGAAUGAGAAGUCAUCCAUGUCCUACAACCAGCUUUCUACCAUCAAACAAGAAGUUGAAGAGUGUGAAAUAGAUGCUAAGCCCUCAGAUCAGCUAUUGGCUCUGGCAACGGAGGCUUAUUUGCAGCAGCAACGUCACAAAAUCCUUGUAAACCCCUUCACCACGACCUGCUCUCCUCCAAACAAACGCAUGAAGAUUGAAUCAUCAGGUGGUGUAACUGUGCUUUCCACCACUGGAAAUUUCUCCACUGCAGGGGAGAAUCUAGAAACGCCCACAAAAGAGAGUUUUCCCUCAUCCCCUUCACUAAAAGGUUUUCUGGAGUCUCCACUACGCUACUUAGAUACCCCAACUAAGAGCCUUCUGGACACACCUGUAAAGACUGCUCAAGCAGAGUUCCCCGCCUGUGAAUGUGUGGAGCACAUUAUAGAGAAAGAUGAAGGCCCAUACUACAAUCAUUUGGGAUCGGGGCCAACUGUGGCUUCAGUAAGAGAGCUCAUGGAGAACAGGUUUGGAGAGAAGGGCGAAGCUAUCCGUAUAGAGAAGGUAGUAUUCACAGGAAAAGAAGGCAAGAGCUCCCAGGGAUGUCCUAUCGCGAAAUGGGUGAUUCGACGUAGCAGCGAGAAAGAGAAGUUGUUGUGCCUGGUGCGCCAACGGGCCGGGCACCAUUGUGUCCACGCCGUUAUCAUCGUUGUCAUCCUGUCAUGGGAGGGCAUCCCAAAGUCUCUCGGUGAUAAACUUUAUCGAGAGGUCACCGAGACGCUCACCAAAUACGGCAAUCCCACCAGCCGGCGUUGUGGCCUCAAUGAUGAUCGUACUUGUGCGUGCCAGGGAAAAGACCCCGAGACCUGUGGUGCUUCCUUCUCUUUCGGGUGUUCUUGGAGCAUGUACUUUAACGGGUGUAAAUAUGCCCGCAGCAAGACCCCCCGCAAAUUCAGACUGCAAGGAGAACACCCCAAAGAGGAGGAACUUCUCAGGGAUAACUUCCAGGAAUUGGCCACUAAAGUGGCUCCUGUAUAUAAGAAGCUGGCCCCUCAGGCAUACCAAAACCAGUGUGUAAGUGAGAAAGUAGCACCUGACUGUCGGCUGGGGCUCAAAGAAGGACGUCCCUUUUCUGGCAUCACUGCAUGCUUGGACUUCUGUGCCCAUGCCCACAAAGACCAACAUAACCUCCAUAAUGGCUGCACUGUGGUUUGCACUCUUACAAAAGAGGACAAUCGGGCAUUGGGUGUAAUCCCAGAUGACGAACAACUUCACGUGCUUCCGCUUUAUAAAAUAUCUUUGACGGACGAGUUUGGCAGUGAAGAGAACCAGCGCCUGAAGAUGCAGAACGGAGCGAUCCAGGUGCUCAGAAAUUUCCGACGGGAGGUCCGGAAGCUUCCCGAGCCAGCCAAAUCCUGCCGGCAGCGGCGGCUAGAGGCCAAGAAAGCUGCCUCUGAGAAAAAGAACAAGAAACAGCAGCUGUCGGAAACACCCGAAAAGACGAUCGAGAAAGACGGUUCUCUGCAAGGCAAUAAAGGAAUUCCAAAACAAGAGGUGAAGCCCACCAUCAAAAAAGAAUUGGUUGACCACUUUCAGGCUAUCAAUGGAGCCUUGGAUGGCUACCCACCCCGUGGGAAUGCCAAAAUGUGUCCUGAUCCCUACAGUAUGAAUGGUGCAUACUCUUCCUAUCCUGGUCCCUAUGCAAGAGUUAGUCUGCCUUCCAACAGCCAAUCUUCUACACAUAGCCCCAUCAAUGGCUUCCAACCAAAACUCCAAGGGAUGCCCUACAAUUACUACAACUAUGCUCCGAAAGGUCUUUUGCCCCCUGAGGUCUUGGGUUAUAUGGGCCAUAAUGGGAUCUGUCCCAAGACUGCUGGAGACGAACAGAAACCCAGUAUCCAGAGUCUUCAGGCCAGGCUGGUUUCAAACCAUGCUGAUCACCACCGCCAACAAGGAGUCAACAUGGCCAACCACAGCUACCUACACCAGUCUGAGCUUUCUGAGUCUCCAGCACCACCUAAACGUGCUCCAUCUGCACCUCCGGAUCAGAUGCACCGUAUCACACCAAUCGUCAAGCAGGAGCCCAUGGAAGUACCUCUAUAUGACGGCAGAACUGAUGGGCAAGUCAGAAGUUGCCCCGUCACUCCCAGCGUCACCCCACAACCCGACACCUGGCCGGGGCAUACACCCAAUGGCAGCUUAGCAUCUACGGGCUGGGAUAGAACUCUCAGACCAGGUCCAACUCAUUCACCGUAUACUCCAGAAAAACAGAGGCUCCACCAGCAGCACCAUAGCCAAAUUCAGCAUUCUAAAUAUGCCCAACAGCAGCAGCAGUGGCGCUCCUACCCUGGUACUCCAGUAGCCUCCCGUGAUUCAUCUCCAGCUCCUUCCCCUCACCCAGCUACCCCGCAACACUGGGGCAGCCCUGCCCCCAGUCCACAGCCCAAGGCUUGGGGUCAACCAGGGUCCUUGGGUUAUAGGCAUGGGGGACUUAGACAGGGAACCCCUGUUGGGGCUUUCCCAGACAAGAUGUUGGCUGAGGCAGCAGAGAUCCGAGGCUCCACUCCCCUGGGCCUCCAGGAGAAGGCAUGGAAAUCUGGAGGUGCCUCUGCAGCAGGAAGCAAUCCAUCCCCUGCGCCAGAAGGCCGUCUGUUUCCAGAUGCACUGCAAAACGUGAACGGAGCAGCAUGCUGGGAUAGUGAGGUGGAAAGUGAACGAGAGCCCGAAGAGGAGGAGGUGUGGUCGGACAGCGAGCACAACUUUCUGGAUCCCAACAUUGGAGGAGUAGCAGUGGCUCCUGCGCACGGCUCCAUUCUCAUUGAAUGUGCCAGACGGGAGCUACAUGCCACAACGCCCUUGAAAAAACCAGACCGCAGUCACCCGACACGCAUCUCCCUGGUGUUCUACCAGCAUAAGAAUUUGAAUCAGCCCUGCCAUGGACUGGGACUGUGGGAAGCCAAGAUGAAACUGCUGGCUGAGAGGGCAAGGCAGAGGCAGCAGGAGGCAGCUCUUCUGGGCCUUUCACAGGAAGACAUGAAAGCUUAUGCCAAGAAACGCAAGUGGGCCGACGGAUUAGUGAGUUCCACCUCUGAGUCAACCAAGGACAAACGGGAAGCGAUGACACGGCUGGCCCCUACGCAGCACACCACCACGAUGGUCACAGUGUCGCCCUACGCCUUCACUCGGGUCACAGGGCCCUACAGUUGCUUCAUGUGACCUCACAGGGGCAGGAAUUGGAAGUACAGGAUGGAAGAAAGAAAAAAAUCUCACACUCUAUGGUCCUGU
Messenger RNA from Ictalurus furcatus (blue catfish), 8610 nucleotides. It is a transcript of the gene tet3, whose product is annotated as tet methylcytosine dioxygenase 3. NCBI's taxonomy places the organism in Eukaryota, Metazoa, Chordata, Actinopteri, Siluriformes, Ictaluridae. Gene Ontology annotation, biological process: positive regulation of transcription by RNA polymerase II; oxidative demethylation. The record is from RefSeq and is a predicted model, not a curated record. Gene Ontology annotation, cellular component: nucleus. Gene Ontology annotation, molecular function: DNA 5-methylcytosine dioxygenase activity.